UAUUUUAGUUGAGCAUACUUAUAGGUAUCCAUUUUAAUUUAAAAAGUAUAUUGCGUACUAAAAAUGAAGGUUGUUGUACUUAUUCUUUUAUGUGCUUUGUAUUAUAUAUCAAACGUCGAAGGAGAUGAUCUAGAAUCAUGUCUCGCAUUUUGUUCUACACUUCCAAUCCAUUUACAAGAGGAAUGUACAACCGCGUGCAUUGAAAGAUAUGGAACUGAAUUACAAGGACACUCUACUUUAAACGAAUGCCUUGGCAUAUGUAAAACUAAGUACAAAAAGUAUUUUGCCCACUGUAAAAAGGUGUGCAUAAAGGCAGUUGAAAAGGUGAAAAUGAAACUAUUUAAAAACUCAGCUAAAGGAAAAGGAUUGGCCAUAGAUGAAGUGGAAUUAACGAAAAGAUUAACAUCAGAUGAUUAA
Molecule: messenger RNA, 417 nt
Organism: Ceratosolen solmsi marchali
Lineage: Eukaryota; Metazoa; Arthropoda; Insecta; Hymenoptera; Agaonidae
Exons: 5
Coding region: 64-417 (117 amino acids)
Source: RefSeq, a predicted model, not a curated record